AUGGAUGAUACUAUCGAGCAACUAUCAUGCCGAGUGGAAACUCUUAAAUCUAAAUUGGCGAAUCAAAAGCCAAAAUCUUUAGUGGAACAAUUGAAUGACCUCAACCUGCGUCUAAAUAAAUUAUAUGACUCGAAUCCAGAUUACAAGAAACUUGAAAAGUUGAUUAGCGACCUUCGAAUCAAAUCGAAAUGUCAACAAGUGAUAAACAGUUAUCUCAAAAAAGAAUAUAACAAAAUUGAAAAUGAUAAAGUCGAACAUGACGACAAGGACAAGAAUAAGGAGGAAAGUUUUGCACAACAGCUAAAGGAGGAAGAGCUCCUAUUAUAUUACGGAGAUAUCAUUGCUCAAUACCCGGCAAUGGUUGAGCUUGAACAAAUGGGGUACCAAUCAUUAAUAGACAAGAUCAAUACCUUCAUAUCGAAUCGAAAUUUUAGGCCAAAUAUUAUAAACGUACCUGAUAUUCUACGAGCAAGGGAAAAUGCAAUAACUGACAUUCAAACAUGGCAUACGAUGUUGUUACUCAAAUCCAUGACAAUUUAUGAGAAAUACAUGGAUCUAAUAAUAAAUUCGAAUAGAUUCUGGACAGAGACAGAAAAUAAGUUGACUGAGUACAGCAGAACAUUACGUAAAUUGCAAAGAGAAAGAAAACAAAACGAUAGAUACUAA
Lodderomyces elongisporus is the source of this 666-nucleotide messenger RNA. RefSeq lists its product as uncharacterized. Bases 1 to 666 code for a protein of 221 amino acids. The record is from RefSeq and is a predicted model, not a curated record. The transcript has a single exon. Lineage: Eukaryota; Fungi; Ascomycota; Pichiomycetes; Serinales; Debaryomycetaceae.